GUGAGAUGGUGUAGGGAAUUCAUGGGACUUCAGCCUGAGCAAGAAAGCCGAGAGCGGCGAAUGAGGAGCGGGAGACCAAGUCACGAGAACACGAAUGGGACUGAGCAGCACGCUUUGUAUGUACCCGGACUAUAAAGACGUACCCUACAAAUGCUGGGAUUUUUCUUGUAAAGCUAGUAUUUUAGUCCAGAUAUAAAUGUGACUGGAUCAGUGGUCACAAAGAAACUUUCAAGAUGUCUGAAGAACGAGGAAGGUAUGACUUCUACAUUGGGCUUGUGCUGGCCAUCAGCUCAAGCCUUUUUAUUGGUGGAAGCUUCAUCUUAAAAAAGAAAGGACUUCUCCGACUGGCUAGGAAAGGCUCCAUGAGAGCAGGUCAAGGAGGUCAUGCAUAUCUCAAAGAAGGGUUGUGGUGGGCUGGACUUCUCUCAAUGGGUGCUGGAGAAGUUGCCAAUUUUGCAGCAUAUGCCUUUGCCCCUGCUACACUAGUGACACCCCUGGGGGCUUUAAGUGUUCUAGUAAGUGCCAUCCUCUCAUCAUAUUUCUUAAAUGAAAAGCUUAAUAUCCAUGGGAAAAUUGGAUGUUUGCUCAGUAUACUGGGGUCAACAGUGAUGGUCAUUCACGCUCCCAAAGAAGAAGAGAUUGAGAAUUUGAAUGCGAUGUCAGUCAAGUUAGCUGAUCCAGGCUUUUUGCUUUUCGCAACAGUAGUGGUCAUCAUAUCUCUUAUCCUGAUUUUUGUUGUGGGACCUCGUCACGGACAGUCUAAUAUUUUGGUAUAUAUUACAAUUUGCUCAGUCAUUGGGGCUCUGUCAGUCUCGUGUGUGAAAGGACUGGGUAUUGCUAUUAAAGGAUUCUUUGCUGGGGAGCCAAUUGUGAAAAAUCCUGUAUUUUGGAUCCUGCUGAUAAGCCUUGUAGUUUGUGUAAGCACUCAGAUUAACUAUCUAAACAGAGCCCUGGAUAUAUUUAACACUUCACUAGUGACUCCCAUUUAUUAUGUAUUUUUCACCACCUCAGUACUGACAUGCUCUGCAAUCCUGUUCAAGGAAUGGCAACAUAUGUCAGCCAAUGACAUGAUCGGCACUUUCAGUGGUUUCCUAACCAUCAUUAUUGGGAUUUUCUUGUUGCACGCUUUCAAAGAUGUCGCGUUCACACUAUCAAACCUGCCCGUUUCAUUACGAAAGGAUGAGCGAGUAUUAAAUGGAAGUCUUUCUAGCACUAUGUAUGAACAACUCACCGGCGAUGAGGAAAGCCAAAUUUGUGACGAUGAGCUACAUUCGAACGAGACCCUGUCUUCUCGCAGGAACGGAAGUCUUGUAUCCUUCUGAAUGAAAUCAAUUUUUUUUUGCCAGCAAAAAGAAAUGCGUACAUAAUCUAAAUGUUUGAUUCAUUUUGUAAAUAUUCCUAAUAUAACAUUUGUAUUGCCUUUUGAUACUUUAAUACUUUGCGUUUUGGCUUCCAGCUGAACCAACACUGUGAUAUCAUGGUGUUUCUAUAUGAAGUCCACUAGGCCUGAUUGAAUGAAACUUGUGGAGAGAGGUCCGUAGACAAAAUGUCUGUAAAACAAGCAAUGCUAAAUUGGACAGAUGUUCUGGUUGCCGAGGACAGUCUGCCAGCAAUGCAGAUAUUUUCUGGCAGUUCUAGGGCAUCUAUGGUACGGAUACACAAUGCCAAAGGCUUAUUAUUGAAUUGUGUAUACUUUUGUAUUGACACUAGUAUCCUUUUAUAUUUGAUUUCUGCUGCAUAAGAGAGGGCGACGGUUCCACUACUAAUGUACCAUUCUGGGAAGUAGAUACAGGAGCACAUUUUAAGACAGUGUUUUUAAUGCUCUAGUGGCCUGGUGACCGUGGUCUAUAUUCCUUGUCAGUUUAUUGACUGCAAAUGUGAAUUCUUGUGGAUGCAGUGACCUUUCGGGCCGCCCCAAGCUCGAUCUAGAUCAGACCCCCCUGUCGCCUCCACCUCUGUGCUCAAUGUCCAGGUACAAAAAUGGUGCUGUGCGAGCUUAAAAAAACGGAGCGCUGGCAUAUGAUGUUUUAAAGGCCCCACGGCGCCUUUUAGUGAAGCCUAUGGAGGCUAAGCUGAGCAGGCACAGCCUCCAUAGCGUAAACAGGCCAUUUGGGAAGGUCAAAGAUCUCCCUUGUAAAUGGUGCAGGGAACACCAAGGGGCUUGAUCGCCCUAGUGAGUUCUGACCCACGAUUUAGUACCAUGGGGACUGCUGCCCCCUAGGCCAGGAUAUACGUCACUG
This is a messenger RNA of Spea bombifrons (plains spadefoot toad), 2240 nucleotides long. RefSeq names its product NIPA magnesium transporter 2 (gene NIPA2). Bases 234 to 1322 code for a protein of 362 amino acids. Gene Ontology annotation, biological process: magnesium ion transport. The transcript is spliced from 6 exons. Gene Ontology annotation, cellular component: membrane. Gene Ontology annotation, molecular function: magnesium ion transmembrane transporter activity. NCBI's taxonomy places the organism in Eukaryota, Metazoa, Chordata, Amphibia, Anura, Pelobatidae. The record is from RefSeq and is a predicted model, not a curated record.